AUGAACUAUGAAGAGAUGGAAGCAGAAGCCAAUGUGUCCACGGUGAUGCAGUUUGUACUCCUGGGAUUUUCUGACCUUCCCAACCUCCAAGGGUUACUGUUCGGGCUGUUCUCCAUCACUUACAUCAUGAUCUUAAUCGGAAAUAGUCUCAUCAUAAUACUAACGAGGCUCGACACUGCACUCCAGACACCCAUGUAUUUUUUCCUGGCCAACUUUUCCUCUUUGGAAAUCUGCUACGUGUCCGUCACUCUCCCUAGGGUCCUGGUCAACCUUUGCACUCAGGAUAGGAGCAUUUCUAUGCGGGGCUGUGCCACUCAAAUGUGCUUCUUCCUGAUGCUGGCAACCACUGAAAGUUUCCUCCUGGCCGUGAUGGCCUAUGACCGCUACGUGGCCAUUUGCAACCCUCUGCACUAUCCCCUGGUCAUGAACCACAGGGUGUGCAUCCGACUGGCCGUGGGCUCCUGGGUCUGUGGAAUCCCAGUGCAGAUAGGGCAGACGUGCCAGAUCUUCUCUCUGCACUUCUGUCAUUCGAACCACAUUAACCACUUUUUCUGUGACAUGCCUCCCAUUCUGAAGCUAGCCUGUGGAGACAUAUCCCUGCAUGAGCUGUCUGUGUAUGUAGUAGUUCUGCUGGUUGGCGCUGUCCCUUUUAUGUUGAUACUUGCCUCUUACAGCAAAAUCAUUUCCACUGUUCUGAGGUUGCCAACAUCCAGAGGUCGGGACAAAGCCUUCUCCACCUGUUCCUCUCACCUGCUGGUUGUGCUCUUAUUUUUUGGAUCUGCCACCAUCACCUACUUAAGGCCCCCAUCCAGCCAUUCUCCAGGAACGGACAAACUGCUCUCUCUGUUUUAUACCAUCGUGACUCCAAUGUUUAAUCCCCUGAUAUACAGUCUUAGGAACAAGGAUGUGAUUGCAGCACUCAGAAAAUUGUUUCUUAAAAUAUAG
Phacochoerus africanus (Common warthog) is the source of this 945-nucleotide messenger RNA. Its product is annotated as olfactory receptor 10AG1-like. The coding region runs from base 1 to 945 and encodes 314 amino acids. Gene Ontology annotation, cellular component: membrane. The record is from RefSeq and is a predicted model, not a curated record. Lineage: Eukaryota; Metazoa; Chordata; Mammalia; Artiodactyla; Suidae. The transcript has a single exon. Gene Ontology annotation, molecular function: olfactory receptor activity; G protein-coupled receptor activity. Gene Ontology annotation, biological process: G protein-coupled receptor signaling pathway.